UUUAGGUACAAGCAAGAAGAUAAAUGAUAAAUAAAGCAAGCAUCAAUUUUUGAAAUAAGAUCUUAUUCCAGAAGGACUAUGGAACCUCUGCAGCCCUGUAGGUCUGGAAGGCUUAAAUCCAAGUUUGAAAAGGCUUUUUCCAUUCCAGAUGAUUUGCUGGGUUAAGCGCUUAAUUAGGAUGGUUUUUGAACAAGUUGGAUUAAACAUGGACUCAGUACUUUGGUCAAGCAAGCCUUACGGUUCGUCUCGAAGUAUUGUAAGAAAAAUUGGUACUAACCUCUCUCUUAUCCAGUGUCCAAGAGUCCAGUUUCAGCUUGCUUCUCAUGCCACAGAAGGAAACCAUCCUAAUCAACUUAGAGAAGAUGCAGUGGCCUCCUUUGCAGAUGUGAGAUGGGUUGCUCAAGAGGAAGGUGAAGUCUCUACAAGGCUCAGAUCGGAAGCUUGGUCAAAAACAGCCCAGCCUCUUUCAGGUGAACCACACCAUUCUGGAAGACAAGUGUACUUACCAAACUCAUUACAAGAAGAACCAGUAUCAAGGAGCACAGUGACUGCAAAUGAAGAAGCUCUGCAGAAGAUCAGUGCUCUAGAAAAUGAACUAGCCACUUUAAGAGCACAAAUAGCCAAAAUUGUAAUCUUUCAAGAGCAGCAGAAUCUGACAGCAGGUGGGUUAACUGCUGUCCCUGUUGUGCCGUCGCUGCCACCACCACCGCCACCUCCUCCACCUCCCCCUCUCCCUCCCACAAGUCUACAACAGGGUAUGUCUGCAAUUGAGCUCAUUAAAGAACGGAAAAACAAAAAAACAAACUGUGGGCAGUCUCUCAUAGAAAAUGGGCCAAAGAAGCCUGAAAUACCAAACAUGCUAGAAAUCCUCAAAGAUAUGAACAGUGUGAAACUACGCUCAGUGAAAAGAUCAUCGGAAGGUACAAAAUCUAAAGUAGCUAACCCUACAGAUCCUGCAGCAUUAAUAGCAGAAGCUCUCAAAAAGAAAUUUGCUUAUAGAUAUCGAAGUGACAGCCAAAGUGAAACUGAAAAAGCAAUUCCAAAGUCUGAAACAAAGACAGAAGUAGUGCUGUUUGGACCACACAUGCUGAAGUCAACAGGAAAAAUGAAGACUUUAAUUGAAAAAUCUUAACGUAUCAAGAUCACUACAUGAAAGACUGUAAACUUGUUUUGACUGAGUGUUGCAAAUAGCACUAAUACUGAGUGGUCUCCUACAAUGCAGGAAAAAAAUAACAUAAAAUGUAGAAUUGAGGCACUAAACAUGUUAAGUUUGAGAUGCAUGUUUGUAUGCGACUUAAAAGGGAUAGAUUUGACUGUUAAACUCAGGUGUUAAUUUUGUAUUCAAACCUGGCUUUCUGCUCAGACUUGUGCUUUUAGUUCAUUAACACUAAGUUACCUAUAUGACAUUCUUGCGCAUAACUGACUGCCUUAAUAUAAUUUGUAUACAUGGUAAUAAUGAAAGUGAUACAUCCUUAAGUUAACAUGAGUCAUUUGAGCUUUCACUAUAACUUGCACUAUGAUAUUUAGUUUCAUACUAAAUUUUUCAUGUCAAAGUCAUUCUUUUAAACAUAGCUUUAGCAAUUUUUUGGCCCAAAGAAAAAUUGAAUAUAUUCUGCUUCAUACAGAAACAAAGCAAAAAUUUAAAUCUUCCUCAGAGGUCACCUGGUACAUGACAUUGUAAGUAGCAUUUUUUUUUUUUUUUUUAAUGAGCUUGCAAGGAAGAAGGGAGUAAGAUCUACUUGUAUCAUCUGGUGUCCAACAAACAAUGCACAAAAGGUGAGUAAAUCAUGCUUGUGGGAGCCUCUGCGAAAAGGCAGUCCAAUGAAUUUGAAAAAUCAGUAGAUAGCAACAUAGAGUAAAAUAAUUCAUGUCAGAGUAUGUGUUAACAAGUGUAGAAGUGGUGUAGAUGAUGAAAAAACUACUGGAGGGUGCAAGCUGCUAAAAAUAUGUUGCUGCAGCUAAGAGAGAUUUGUGGACACCUUUUUAACCCCAGAUGUCUGGGGAACUGCACGAACCCUUGUGGUACUAUUUGCAGGGAAGAGAUGCUAUAAGCUGUUGCACAUAAUCUGUUUUUCAGGGGAAGUCCCCAUGGGCAUUUCCCACGGCAGCUAUUUGCUGCCAGAGCUGUACAGAGCUAGUUGAUUAAUCAACUAGCUGAGUCCCAGCCUCUAUCCACAGCUGUAGAGGAGGCUCAAACAAAAAUAAAAUUCAGGCCGAAAAACACUGCUAAGAAACCUAGAAAGCUAUAACUUAGCGGCAUAGUUAAAUGAAGUUUUCUCUGACUGUAGGUGAACUUAAAAAAGCUGAGUCUGGCUAUUUAACGUUCCAAGUUUAUCUGACUACUGGAACAAGUACAAGUGCCUCUUAGAGCUCCUGUUAUCUAGACAACAGAAGAAUGUAGCACUUUUUAAAUAGAAACACCUGAAAAGUUCCAUUUAGAUUACUGAAGAGGACUAAAGCUUUGCUGCUUAUAACUGGAACGUAGAUUGCACGAUCAAGGAGGAUGUUUUUUGGUGUAAAACUUGAAAUGGUGUUGAUAUGUACACAAAAAGCCUUCCUUGCAAAAUGUUCUACCCUCAGUUUUACUGGUUGACCAUUAAGUCUUCAGCAUGUUAUUUUAAAUGCCUUUAAAACACCUUUUUGAAAGUUGCUUUUGGUUUCAAGUUUUGUAUUUAAUGCUCUAUUGCCACUAUAUAAAAUUAAAAGCAGUUUAAAUA
Messenger RNA from Rhea pennata, 2717 nucleotides. RefSeq names its product mitochondrial fission regulator 1 (gene MTFR1). Lineage: Eukaryota; Metazoa; Chordata; Aves; Rheiformes; Rheidae. Bases 149 to 1132 code for a protein of 327 amino acids. Gene Ontology annotation, biological process: aerobic respiration; mitochondrial fission. Gene Ontology annotation, cellular component: mitochondrion. The transcript is spliced from 8 exons. The record is from RefSeq and is a predicted model, not a curated record.